AUGGCGGCGCGAGACUCUCCCGAUGUUCCGCCCAAGGCAAAGAGGUUCAUUCCUCUCGAGAACAAUCCCGACGUCAUGUCGUCGCUCGUCCACAAUCUCGGGCUGUCCCAGAAAUUGUCAUUCCAUGACGUCUGGAGCAUCGACGAUCCAGACAUGCUCGCCUUUGUCCCUCGCCCCGCUUAUGCACUGCUGCUCAUUUUUCCCGUCAGCGAGACGUACGAGAAGUUCCGUGUUCAGGAAGACCAAGACCGGCAAGAGUACCAAGGUCACGGGCCAGAUGAAGAGGUUGUAUGGUACAAGCAAACGAUUGGCAAUGCUUGCGGUCUGAUUGGGUUGCUCCAUGGAGUCUCUAAUGGGGAAGCGCGGUCCUACAUCGGACCCGACUCGAGUCUUUCAAAGCUGCUCAGCGAUGCUAUCUCAUUGAAGCCCGCUGACCGGGCAAACCUGUUGUACGAGUCGGAUGCUCUUGAGAGUGCGCAUCAAUCCGCAGCUGCUGGAGGCGACACUGCAGCCCCGUCUGCUGAUGACAAGAUCGACCUCCACUACGUGUGCUUUGUCAAGUCGGCAAAGAACCGUCUCUGGGAAAUGGACGGCCGACGGAAGGGCCCGCUGGAUCGCGGCGAGCUUGCUGCAGACGAAGACGUGCUUAGCGAGAAAGCCUUGAACCUCGGAGUUCGGAGCUUCCUCAAACGUGAAGAGGAAGCGGGAGGUGGUGAGCUGCGUUUCAGUCUGAUUGUCCUGUCACCCUCUCUCGAUUGA
Molecule: messenger RNA, 759 nt
Organism: Lindgomyces ingoldianus
Lineage: Eukaryota; Fungi; Ascomycota; Dothideomycetes; Pleosporales; Lindgomycetaceae
Product: cysteine proteinase
Exons: 3
Coding region: 1-759 (252 amino acids)
Biological process (GO): protein deubiquitination; ubiquitin-dependent protein catabolic process
Cellular component (GO): cytoplasm
Molecular function (GO): cysteine-type deubiquitinase activity
Source: RefSeq, a predicted model, not a curated record